UACGCUACAGCCAUGGCAUUCUGAAAACUAUGAGAUUAUCGUAAGGUAUCUUGGUUCGUUCAUCCUGGGGUGAGUUUCUCAUAAAUUGGCCCUAAAUCGGACGAGUUUGCGAAAGAUUCUGCUCCGGUCCCAGAACCCUUUGAAACCGAAGGAAGAGGUAGCAAGUGCAUCGUGACAUCAGCAUUGAGCAUUUUUGCACUACUGCACAGCCAAAAGCAGCAAGCUCCAACAUGGAUGAUCUCAUUACUCUAAUUCGCACCGAGAUUCCGGAGGGUCGCAAGAACCUCCAGGAGAGCUACUCGAACCUGGAACGGGUAGCGGAAUACUGUGAGGACACCUACUAUCGCUCAGAAAAUAAGAAGGCUUCGCUAGAGGAAACGAAAAACUACACGACCCAAUCGCUGGCCAGCGUCGCGUAUCAGAUCAACACACUCGCCUAUAACUUCCUGCAGCUGAUGGACCUACAGGCGACGCAGAUGUCCGAGAUGGAGUCACAGAUGAAUCACAUCUCGCAGACAGUCAUGAUACACAAGGAAAAGGUGGCCCGACGCGAGAUCGGUGUGCUAACUGCGAACAAGGUUAGCUCGCGGCAGUACAAAAUCGUUGCACCGCUUAACCCCGAGAAACCGAUCAAGUACGUGCGCAAACCGAUCGACUACACGCUGCUGGACGAGGUCGGUCAUGGUAUCGCACUAACGAACAGCAACAGCAACCAGAAGAAGCAUCGCGUCUCAAGCCAGGGCUCGAUCCAAUCGUCACUGACAGUGACGGUGUCGGUUGGUCCGCCACCGACUACCAAACCCCCAACACCACCACAAAUGACCCGUAACGCUGGUCACACGGGAACACUCGGCAAGCAGGCCGGUAGCAAUACUGGGACGCUGGGAAAGGCCAAUCGUGAGUAUCGUACACCACCAGUAGUUGUGCCGCCGCAGGUGCCAUCUCAUUAUGCGCCUAAUUACCCGGUUGGCCACCCGAGACGCACCUCCGGUGGUAGCAGUACUGGUGGCGGUGUCAUGGUUGCCCCCGGAAGUGGUGGGGCGGAACGAGCUCCCGGCUACAGUGCGUUGCCACUGCCGAUGCCACCGAGUCAGGUGGUCAUGCACCAUCCACCGCAAAUCGGCAUGGUGCACCCAAUGCAGUCCGGGCCUAUAACGCAGCAUCAGACAACGUUCGAAGAGCGCAACAGCAUGCCACCACCACCGUCUCCACUGACCGUGUCGCAGGACGUGAUUACCGAUCACAGCCACAUCGGCAUGCACACGCUCAGCCGCAACAUGCCACGACCGGGCUCACAAUCGCCACCGUUGCCACCGCCGCCGCCACCGGAGGAGUCUGACCAUGCCGAUUUUGGGCGGCCUCGUAACACGCAAAGUCUCGUCGCACCGAUCGUACCGGACGACCAGAACUUGCCCGGGUGGGUGCCGAAGAACUAUAUCGAGAAGGUGGUCGCCAUCUACGACUACUACGCGGACAAGGACGACGAGCUGAGCUUCCAGGAGAGCUCGGUGCUGUACGUGCUGAAGAAAAACGACGACGGCUGGUGGGAGGGCGUCAUGGACGGUGUUACCGGACUGUUUCCCGGCAACUACGUCGAACCAUGUGUUUAAGAAGCCCUAUCUAUAGAUCCACUCCACUCGCCUGUUGACGGUUUCGACGUUUGUUUCUAUUUAUCGCUAUUUGACAACGUGUGUACGGACUCCCUCGCCAUCUUUAGCUUCUAUAUAGCUUCUACAGGCAGAAAGGAGAAACACAUAUACAUAUACACUGGCUACUGUAUGAUGAAACAGGAAAACAAAUGAGCAUCUAUUCCCUGCAUUCGGUAGCGUUCGCUGCAUUGGAGUUACAAAUGAGCAAAUGUGGCUUUAAUUUAAAACCUAUGAGAACUAAUACGCCAGUUGCGGCUGAUUGAUACCAUUCCAGCUGCUAAACUCGUUUUGCAAGGAGCAAACCCCCUGGCACCACCAGGUAGCGGAAUAAAUGGAGAACUAUUGAAUAAAUAAUUACAUUAAACAAAAACUCAAUACCUUUAA
Messenger RNA from Anopheles darlingi, 2033 nucleotides. RefSeq names its product abl interactor 2 (gene Abi). Gene Ontology annotation, molecular function: SH3 domain binding. NCBI's taxonomy places the organism in Eukaryota, Metazoa, Arthropoda, Insecta, Diptera, Culicidae. Bases 231 to 1610 code for a protein of 459 amino acids. The record is from RefSeq and is a predicted model, not a curated record. The transcript is spliced from 3 exons.